Sesamum indicum (sesame) is the source of this 2223-nucleotide messenger RNA. RefSeq lists its product as uncharacterized. Gene Ontology annotation, molecular function: protein binding. The record is from RefSeq and is a predicted model, not a curated record. Lineage: Eukaryota; Viridiplantae; Streptophyta; Magnoliopsida; Lamiales; Pedaliaceae.
ACUCCAGUGGACGUCAAAUACUUAUAAAAUCCGACGCAUUCUUCUCUCUCUCUCGCGCUCGGCUCUUCCUCAGAAUGGAGCUCCCACUGUUUGCCUUGCUCAUACAGAUAUAGACACAGAACUUUUCGAUAUGUAUGGGUCGUCUAUGCAUACAGAAAGUACAUAAAUGGGCAGUAUAUAAACAGAUAAGAUGUAUGUCAAGAAACCCAAUUAUUAGAAAUCGGAGAGAGCGAGUUUUCUCUCUUAAUUCUUGUUUGAAAUCUGCUCUCUGGACCUUGGGUGGGUGAAGAAACGCCAACUAUUUUUUUUUUUCUGGGUCGAAAGAUUUAGGGUUUAUUUCCUCACCAGAGUGAUGGGUCAUCUUUGAUAUGUUAAAUUCAAGCUAAGAUACGUGUUUGUUUGCUUUGUCUAUGUGUAGAUUUUUGUAGGGUUCAGAUUUCUUUGUAGAAAAGAGAGUGUGAUUUAGAGUUGUAAUAAUCGGAGAUGGAGGGGAGGAGAAUAACGGCGAGUCCGCGGCCGUGCUCUGGGCGACGGGUGGUGGCCAAGAAACGGCCCCGAGGUGGUUUAGAUGGGUUUGUUAACAGCGUGAAGAAACUGCAGAGAAGGGAGAUAUCGUCAAAGCGAGACCGCUCUUUCAGCAUGAGUGAUUCCCAAGAGCGAUUCCGCAACAUUCGCCUUCAGGAGGAAUAUGAUACUCAUGAUCCCAAGGGAUAUUGUCCCUUGUCAUUGCCAUUUUUUAAGAAAAGGUCAAAAAUUAUUGAGAUUGUUGCUGCACAUGAUAUUGUUUUUGCUCUUGCUCAAUCUGGUAUUUGUGCAGCAUUUAGCAGAGAGACUAACGAGAGGAUAUGCUUUCUGAAUGUCGGUCCUGAUGAAGUCAUUCGGAGCUUAUUUUACAACAAAAAUAAUGAUUCGCUCAUCACAGUUUCAGUUUAUGCUUCGGAUAAUUUUAGUUCCUUGAAAUGCAGAACCACAAGAAUUGAAUACAUACGAAGGGCUCAACCUGAUGCUGGUUUUGCACUAUUUGAGUCAGAGUCGUUGAAGUGGCCCGGUUUUGUAGAAUUUGAUGAUGUAAACGGAAAGGUCCUUACGUACUCUGCACAAGAUAGCAUAUACAAGGUGUUUGACUUGAAAAACUAUACAAUGCUAUACUCGAUUUCAGAUAAAAAUGUUCAAGAGAUUAAGAUCAGUCCAGGUAUCAUGCUAUUGAUAUUUAUGAAGACUUAUGGUAGUGUUCCUUUGAAGAUCCUGUCAAUUGAGGAUGGGACAGUUCUUAAAUCUUUCAGCCAUCUCCUUCAUAGAAAUAAGAAGGUCGACUUCAUUGAACAAUUCAACGAAAAGCUUCUUGUCAAGCAAGAGAAUGAGAAUCUGCAGAUUCUUGAUGUCCGGACUUCCGAGUUGACUGAAGUUAGCAGGACGGAAUUCAUGACCCCAUCUGCAUUUAUAUUUUUAUAUGAGAACCAGUUAUUCUUGACCUUCAGAAAUCGAACAGUCGCUGUCUGGAACUUCAGAGGGGAGCUGGUAACCUCAUUCGAGGAUCACCUUUUAUGGCAUCAUGAUUGCAAUACGAACAAUAUCUACAUUACGAGCGAUCAGGACCUCAUCAUCUCUUAUUGUAAAGCCGAAUCUGAUGAACCGUUGUCUGAUGGAAAUGUGGGUUCCAUCAAUAUCAGCAAUAUCUUGACUGGGAAGUGCCUCGCAAAGAUUAAUGGGUGCAACACUCUUCCCGAGGGUGAAUGCAGCUGCAGCGCGAGUUGUGGUGGCCGAAACUGUAACUCAAAGAAGCGCAUCAAAGCGUCUAGGAUCAGGAGCACCGUUGCGGAAGCCUUGGAAGACAUCACAGCUCUCUUCUACGAUGAAGAACGCAAUGAGAUCUAUACAGGAAAUCGGCUCGGCCUCGUCCAUGUCUGGUCCAACUAAAGUUGGCUCAUUACCUUUCUCUCCACAUCUCAUGAAACUGUACCGUUAUGUUAUAUAUACUCGGGAAUUGGAUUUUUUAGUUUUAUUGCCUUAGAAUUUCUAGGAAUCUUGAUUGGGUUUUAUCCCAUGUUUUGGUUGUGGUGGUCCUAACUCGGACAUUAAGAUGAUGUUGUGUGUAGAUGGGGGCUCCAUAACUUACAAUUCUCAAGUGAAGUUGUAAUACUAGUUGUGAAUGCUCUGUAAAGUUGAUGUCUGUCGCUGGAACAUAGUUUGCUCAUUCUCUUUGCUUUUUGCUCCUGUUGUCUA